Molecule: messenger RNA, 1704 nt
Organism: Andrographis paniculata
Lineage: Eukaryota; Viridiplantae; Streptophyta; Magnoliopsida; Lamiales; Acanthaceae
Product: stemmadenine O-acetyltransferase-like
Exons: 1
Coding region: 46-1398 (450 amino acids)
Source: RefSeq, a predicted model, not a curated record
AGGGUUUCUACAAACCAGUCUUUUCUAACACUAGUUUUGUUCCCAAUGGAGAGGAUCAUCGUGUCCAGCGACAACAUUAAGCCCGAUUCACCAACUCCCCCACACCUCAAAAUUCACAAAUUGACGAAGCUCGACCAUAUGAUAAGAUCAAUUCUUCUCCCUGUCGUCCUCUACUUUCCUUCUCCUCACUCCUCCAAUCACGACGUUGACUCUUUCAUUUCUCAAACUACACACCACCUGAAAAAAUCCCUUUCGGCUCUUCUUACCCGAUUCUACCCUUUCGCCGGGAGAGUCAACCUCGACGACAACAGCCACUCCAUCGACUGCAGCGAUCAGGGAGUUCAUUUCACAGUCGCCAAGUUCCCCGGCCACAAUCUGUCCGAUCUUCUAGAAAAUCCAGAUCGCACCGAUUUGCCAAGCCUCCUCGUACCGGGGGUUGACUUCAUUUGGCAGGAGAUUGACCCGGAGUCGAGGGUCCUGAUGAUCCAAGUCAACUACUUUGACUGCGGCGGCAUCGCCAUGGGAGUUGUUUUCUGGCAUAAGCUUGCUGAUGCUACAACUAUCACAAAUUUCUUGAUUUCAUGGGGAAAUGCCAAUCGUGGAUCUAAAAAUGGUGUCUGCCCUAACUACAUUUUCCAAUAUCUUUUCCCCCACAGACCCGAAUUCGUCGACAAGCCUCCAAUUCAAUCCCCUCUUCAGCUUACGGCCAAAUGGGCGUUGAAGCGCUACGUGUUGGACGCCUCUACAAUUUCAGUCCUUCAGCAGCUCGAAUCUUCCGGCAGCGUAAAAAAUGUUACAAAGGUCGAGGUUGUCUCGGCAAUCCUCUGGAAGUGCUUCAUGGCUGCAUCCCUCGAAAAUGGCAAAUCGGAAUCCUCUGUGAUGCUUGCGGUCGAUCUGAGAAGGAAAGCCCGGCCGCCUUUUCCGGCAGACUGCUUCGGUAAUUUCAUCUCGUUGCCAGUAGCAGGAAGUGGAAACCAUGAUCAGGCAGACCUGACGGGAAAAUUGAGGGAUGCAAUAAGCAAGAUCAACGAGAAUUUAGUUACCAGUCUGCAAGACGAUGGCUAUGGCGGGAUUCAUAAUUUCUUUGGCAGCAAACUGUUAGGCCCUAAGGAGUCUGAUGUUCUUCUUAUCUCCAGUUUGUGUGGCUUCGGGUAUUACGUCAUUGAUUUUGGAUGGGGAAAUCCAGUUUGGAUUGCGCCGUGUUGCGAUACGAGCGGUGAUUUGAAGUCGAAGUCGCUGCGGAUGGUGAAUUCAGUGUGGCUAAUGGACACGAGAAUCGGGCAUGGAGUAGAGGCUCUCGUCACUCUGAAAGAGGAGUAUAUGCCGGCGUUUGACAGCGCCAUGAACGAGCUCCGGGACCUUGCUGCAUCCAAAGGGAAAACAAUCGACCACAUAUAACAAGAAAACAAAUAAUUUAUAUUCCUGAUCAAAAAUAAUAAUAAUCCUAUAAAAAAAAUUAUAGUUGGUUUGCCUAAAUGUUGGAACUUAUUAAGAAUUUAACCCUAAACUCAGGGAUUUUUCGUGCUGUUGCGUCUAGGCCUGGGAUCACAAUCGUUAUAUAUAUCUCUUAUUAUUAAUUGGUCUCAUCACCCAAUUAAUAACUUACCGAGUUUCUACAAAUAGGAGACCCGCACUUACUAAAUACAUUUAAGCCUAAUAAAUUAAUAGAUCACUUAAUAUAGACUUAAUCUGACUAAUAGUGGA